AUGUCCCGAAAUUUGAAGAGUCCGUUAUUUAGGAAUGUGGCUAAGUCACUUGACCUUCCUAUGGUCAAGAGUGACACAUUUGUCCCCGCCUUUUCUGUGAAGAAGUCGCGCGAAUUUCUCGAAGAGAGUUUUAGUCUAGAUGAGAUCAACGAGUUGGUAGAAAUUGCAAAGUCACCAAGGAAGCCCAAGAUGUUACUCGACGAGUAUGAAGUGAAGAUGUUAGAAGGUCGCCGGUCAAGGAAAACUGAUGAGAAAUUAGUCGACGAGCUUGAUAUGGUUCAGUCGAAACAGUUCUCAGAAGCGAAUGGCAAAGAAUCGCCUUUAAGUCAAGCCCGCGAACGUCUUUCCCUUACUAAGAAGAACAAUUCUUUGAUAGCCAAAAAGAAGAGAGAGUCCGGUCCAAAGAAGAACACAACGCCGACUAAAAAAAACAUGAAAACAACUAUAUAA
Molecule: messenger RNA, 450 nt
Organism: Entamoeba invadens IP1
Lineage: Eukaryota; Evosea; Mastigamoebida; Endamoebidae
Exons: 1
Coding region: 1-450 (149 amino acids)
Source: RefSeq, a predicted model, not a curated record